This is a messenger RNA of Lactuca virosa, 810 nucleotides long. NCBI's taxonomy places the organism in Eukaryota, Viridiplantae, Streptophyta, Magnoliopsida, Asterales, Asteraceae. The record is from the annotation of a GenBank genome assembly.
UUUACAAAUAUUUCAUAUCCAAAAUCUGUUAUCCGACUUGCCUCCUCAAUCUUUACCCUCAAAUGGCGGCUUCAUGUGUUUCAUCGUCAGCUUCAGCUUUCACUCUCCAAUCAGAUUUUUUAAGAAAUCGAUCUCAAAAACCAAUUUCACUAUCAUGGAGUUCUUCGUUUCCGCAGUUUAAUCUAUCCCUCAGUUCAGUAUCAUCAAAUCGCAACCUCAAGAACAAGGGAUUUGUUGUCGAAGCGGCUUGGACACGAAGAUCAAGAAGCGAUCUUGACAAAAAACCAAACAAAAAAUCAUGGAAACAAAGAACGGAUAUGUACAUGAGACCAUUUCAACUAAACGUUUUCUUUUCAAAAAGAUUUGUUCAUGCAAAAGUAAUGCAUAGAGGUACAAGCAAAGUGAUAUCCGUUGCUACUACAAAUUCAAAAGAUUUAAGGAACACGUUGCCUUCACUUAUAGACAACGAGGCUUGUAGGGUCAUAGGUAGGUUAAUAGCCGAUCGAUCAAAAGAAGCCGAUGUUUUUGCCAUUACUUUUGAAGCCAAAAAAAAUGAAAGAAUCGAAGGGAGACUUGCCAUUGUUCUUGAUACCAUCAAGGAGAAUGGUAUUAUCUUCGUUUGAACUUUUAGUAUUUACACAUUUGUCCCUGAAUGUUUGUCUUAGCAGUAAGAAGGUGAGAAUUGUCCGGUGUGCAGCACACUUGGGACAUUGUAAUUUACUUUUUCCUAUGUUGGUUGUGGGACCCGUUAGUGUCCUCUUUUUAUGAUAAUUAGAUGGUUGUGUAACUAGAGCUAUCAUUAUAUGUUCA